Messenger RNA from Symbiodinium sp. CCMP2456, 1566 nucleotides. NCBI's taxonomy places the organism in Eukaryota, Dinophyceae, Suessiales, Symbiodiniaceae. The record is from the annotation of a GenBank genome assembly.
AUGGAGACUCCUCAAGGGAGUCCGCAGUUUCUCCCGGAGGCCUCGGACCAGGAGACCGGUCUCAUCAUCAAGCCGGCGCAGCCACAGCGGGGCCACUGGAAGAAGGUGGCGGCCUUGAUCGUCCUAGGCAUCGCGGCCGCCGCUGUCGCCACGGCCACCCUGCGCCCAAAGCUUGUGGAGACGGCACCUGGCACAGAUCUUGUCCAGGAGAACGAGGAAGGGGGGACACCACCUACGAAAGGCGAGGCCCCAGCCGGAGGUGAAGCCGCGGGAGAAGUUGCGGGUGUUGUAGUUGAGGGUGGUGCGGAGAUCGCCAAGCAGAUAGCAUCCGGAGAUGUGGAUGCGAAGCAUCUUGGUAAAACUGCCAGCGACACCCUGUCUGCGGCCGGGGCGACCUGUGUGUCCGUGGCUGCGCCGAUCGCAUUAGCCGCCUCGGCCGGAACGGCGGCGCCGGCAGCGGUGGCGGCCUGCGGGGCCAUCAGCAUCGGUGGCGCCGUGGCCUCUGGCCUCCUCUCCAGAGGAGAGGAGGAAGGGCCGACGGUGGAGGACAUCCAGAAGCAGGUCAAAGCUGGAUUCGGAAAGAUGAGCAGUCACUUCCACCAUAUGGAGGCGGCCAUGGCAACCGCCUUCAGUGGCAUAAAAGGCGAGUUGGAUGGCAUUCAAACUCAACUGAGUCAUGUUCAAAGCCAACUGAAUCACGUACAAAGUCAGUUGAGUCACGAGAAGCUGAUCGACCGCAUGAAGACGACGGAUGACCUAUGUGACCGCAUCGACGGCCAGUACGAGUUCUACAUCCGGGGAGGUGCGCUGGCCAGUGGCGAGAGUCCAAACCACAACGAUCUCGAGUAUUGGGAAACAGAGCUUGAUGCAGAUGACUUUCGGCAGUUCAUAGAGGAUGCCAUGCAGCUUCCCUGCCCCAUUCCGGCGCUCACAAACCCUACAUGGCGCUGUGCAACACAGGUCUACGUGCCACGCUUUCUGGAAGCCAGGUCCAAGCUGCUUGCCUUGCGCAUGGCGCUGGACGCGAAAAGAAAUCGGGGUCAAAACAUACAGAUGAUCGCACAGAUGGCCAAACAGCAUAUGGACAAGUACGCGACAGUGGUACGCUCUAUGUGCUUGGGUCCGCUUCAAGCCUCCACUCUUGCAGAUAGCUGCUUCGACAAGAAGCUCAAGUACCGAAGCUGGCACGCGCCGCAUGAGUAUGACGAGAUGGACGAUGUGUCGUUUCGGGAUUUGCCCCGCGAGUUAACUAUCCUCGACUUGCGCAGCAACGAGCACGUUACGGGAGACUUGAAGGAUUUGCCUCGGCAACUGACCUACGUGGACUGCCAUUGGGAUGGUCACGAUGCCAUCACGGGGGAGCUGAAGGACCUCCCUGAGCAGCUGACUCAUGUGGAUCUCAGUAGCCAGAAGAUCACCGGGGAGCUGAAGGACUUGCCGCGGACGCUGACGUCCGGUUUCAUUGGAGAUCUGGUUAAUUGCGGGACCUCGGGUACGGGUAGGACGUGCCAAGAGCUUCGACAGCAGAAGCCAACGCAGAAGCCCAACCAGAACUGGUGGAGUUGA